Acanthaster planci (crown-of-thorns starfish) is the source of this 9793-nucleotide messenger RNA. RefSeq names its product nucleoporin 214 (gene nup214). Gene Ontology annotation, biological process: RNA export from nucleus; protein import into nucleus. Lineage: Eukaryota; Metazoa; Echinodermata; Asteroidea; Valvatida; Acanthasteridae. Gene Ontology annotation, cellular component: nuclear pore. Gene Ontology annotation, molecular function: protein binding; structural constituent of nuclear pore. The record is from RefSeq and is a predicted model, not a curated record.
AUGGCAGAACAGGAGACAGGCCCUGCAGAGAGGGAAGUUACAAAUCUACGUUUCCACCAACUUACUCGUCUCAAGAUAUUUGAUGAGAAGCCAGAGACGUUGACCCCUUCAGAGCGUUGCCAGUUGCUGGCCGUCUCCAGCAAAUAUGGCUACACGUUUGUGGGCUGUGAAGCAGGGUUGAAGAUUCUGAAAACAAAAGAGAUUACUGAAUGUAGCGACAAGCAUCCAGAAAGUCCCAACACCAGCGUUGAAGAUUAUGAUUGCUUGAAAGUGGCUUUGAGCCUGCCACCUGUGAACCUGGCAUUGAGUCCCGACGACCUCACACUGGCAGUAUGCUCCAUGACUGAUAGCACCCUCUUGGUGGCGCUGUUUGAUACCCGCACUCUUGUGUACAAGAGCAUCAAUGCCUCGCCCUUUGCUGUAGCAACCCUGUCCAAGGAGUCUGACUGCCAGUUAGUCAACCUUCUCUGGAACCCCAGCAACCCGACCCUCUUUGCUACGUGCCUCUCUGACGGCAGCAUGGCAUUAUGGGAUUGCUCAGAAGACAACAUUAGAAUGUUGGCACAACUGCCCCGUGACGUAGAACCCACAGCAAUUUGCUGGAGCCCCAAGGGCAAACAGAUUGUAGUGGGGACCUCCUCAGGGAAACUGAUUCAGUACAAUCACAAGCUGGAGCAAAAGAAGAUGAUACCCCCUGCCGACUUCUCCGAAGAGCCAAUCAAAGUGGUAGACAUCCUGUGGCUGUCAACCUACAUGUUUGCCGUGGCCUAUAUAGAUGUUGAGGAAACACUCCAACCCAAUCUCACCAUUGUCAGUGCACCCAAAGAUGGCCAGCCCACCUACACCAACUUUGAAGACAUCUGCUACGGCAGCAGUGAAUUAAGGAAUACCCAUUACCAAUUGGUUCAUCUGGAUAAAUGGGGUUUCAUCCUCGCCACGUCCAGCAACUCAAUGGAAGCAGCCGUGAUUGGCCACUCGCUGGAGGACAAAGCCUCGUGGGAAAUUUGGACAUUGGACGACGCAGCGCGCAUCGAGAUGCCCCUGAGUGGGGAGAGUGAGGACACAUUCCCCAUGGGUUUGGCACUGGACUUGUCAAGCGAGUCAGACAUCGUCGUGGAGCCCAUCACACACAAGGCCGAACCAUUGCCUCUUGAGGGGGAGAGAGUUGCCAAAGGUAGAGCUGAGCCCGGUCAGACCCAAACUACCAAGCCUCCAGUGGCCCUAGACACAUCAAAGCCAACUGCCCCUCCUCCAAUUCACAAGUCUUCUAGCACGGGUAGUUUCUCCUGGGGUUCAUCGUCCUCCUCAUCCACCCCCUCCAGUCUCGGAUCAGCCGCCACCGGCACGUCCAAUCGCAGCACAAGUUUCUUGUUCACCAAUACCAAGGCCCUCGAUUCCAGCGGACAGUUUGGCAAAGCCAGUUCGGCAGCUAGCUCCAGCAUUGAGACUACCACCUUUACCUUCAGCGGCAAACCUGUGGACAUGAGGAACGGAAGUGCGCCAAAGCAGGAUGCCCCUUCUUCCUUACCCCCGAAAGCAUCCCCCGUGAGCACCUCCCUGGCCCAAUCAACCCCUUUCCAGGGAGCUUCACCAUUCCCAUUCAAGGUACCUGGAGUCCAACAUGUGACAGCAAGAGGUCUACCAGUCGAUCAGGUGGCCUCAAUCCAGACGACCACCCAGUCGAGGUUUGUGAGCCAGGAGACCCCGGAUGCUGCACCCUCAGUGUCUGGUGCCCCGAUUCACCCUGCCUCGCCGUCUGCAUUUGCUACCUCUCACCAGAAGACUGCUUUGGAGACUUCAAGCACCAUGGGAAGUGGUUCCCAACCACAAGCAGAUAGUGUCAAGGUACCUGGUCCUCCGGCCACCUUUGGCCAACAGCAGGUUAUCCAGACAUCUGCUGUGGGGAAAGCUUCAUCCAGCCUUAUCUUCCCCCCUGCUCAAACUGCCUCUCCCCACAGGGCAGCACCACCCAACCAGGUCGCCCCAGGGGGUGCUAGCAUUGUCCCCAACCAAUUCACCCCAAGGGGUGCAAGCCUUGUCCCCAGCCAGGUCGCCCCAGGGGGCUCCGGCGUCAUCCCCAACCAAGUCGCCCCAAGGGGUACCAGCGUCAUCCCCAACCGAGUUGCCCCAGGGAGUGCCAGCCCCGUCCCCAACCAAGUCGCCCCAGGGGAUGCCAGCGUCAUCCCCAACCGAGUCGCCCCAGGGAAUGCCAGCGUCAUCCCCAACCAAAUCGCCCCAAGGGGUACCAGCAUUAUCCCCAACCGAGUUGCCCCAGGGAGUGCCAGCCCCGUCCCCAACCAAGUCACCCCAGGGAAUGCCAGCGUCAUCCCCAACCAAAUCGCCCCAAGGGGUACCAGCCUCCUCCCCAACCAAGUCGCCCCUAGUGUGGUGCCCAACCGCCCUGCCCUGCAGUCGACUCUGCCAAAUCAGUUUGUGGCCUUGAGCACUCUAUCUAAACCCCCUCCCCCAGCUUAUGGUGCCAGUCUGCCUCAGCAGCAGGCUGUGCCGGACUUUCGACCUCCUCCCACUGUGCAAGCCCCAUCUACUGUGGCUGCUGGAGUCAAACCCAGUGGGCGUGUUUCCAUACAAAUUGAGUAUUUCAAGAAGGAGUUGGAAGAGCUGCAGAACCACACAAAGAGGGCGCACUUCGAGGUCGGAGAGCGCUCAGAGCAAGAAACCAUCAAGAAGAACGCUGAUGAAUUAGUGAAGUUCAGAGCCGAAGUCCUGACUGUAACCAAGUCUCACAAUGAGGAAAUCCAUGAAUUGAAGGGCAAGCUCCUGGCUACUUUUGCUCAACUUGAAGAUGCUCGCACUCUGAGACAGCGCAAUACCGACCCCCGCUACUUGCACCUGCUGCGCUUACGAGGACUGGACCCACAGACAGCCAAAAAACUGCGCAACAUACACAGCAACUUCCAUUACCUGGACACUGGACUGGCAGACUUCAAUCAUAUUUUGUAUGUGUCUUCUGAGCCUAUUUCAGUCCUGUUGAGGUUUGCGUACUCUGUAGAGACGGUCAGAGAAAAGGGUUCAUGUACAUUUGGAUGGAUUAUUUUCCCUUGCAGGUCUGGUGACUUGACUUCUCUUGCUGCUAAAUUGUCAAGUACUCAGAUCACAUCACCUGCCAAGGCCAGAAGCACACCGGUCUCCAGCAAGAAACAAGCUCAGUUGAGGAAGGCCCUGUCCAGAAGAGCAACUACCCCAAGACGCACUGCUUCCAAAGUCGACCUGUCAGGACUGACAUCCCCAGCUCUGAGCCACAGCUCCCAAGAGAAUCUCUCCCCAGCCCUCACCAGCCGUCGCCUCCGCUACCCAGACGAGGAACCCAGGCAGCCGCAGCCAGCUCGCAGAGAGGCCAUCGAUGUCUCGGACGUCCCGGACUUCAGGAUACCGUCAAGCUUCGGUCAGACCAAGCCCGGCGGUGGUCUUGUGCCACUGGUGGGUGUGGCUGGACAGCGAUUCCUGGGGGCGGAAGCAACGAGUGACAGUAUGAAAGAGACAAGACAGCUCACUGCGGCUGCAACUCCUGCACCACCGUCAACCUACCCAGAGCCCACCCCCUCAUCCUCCACCCAAGCUUUGCCUGUGGCCACCACCUCCCCGUCUAGUUUCACCCAUUCUGGGCGCGGCACCGUCAUCUGGGGUUCCCAGACCACCCCAACAAAGACUCAACCUUCAACAAGAGCUCCACCCAACAGUGCAGUGCUGAGGAAGGUGGUAGAGAAACCGCCCGAUCUGCCUCCGGUUGUGAACAUCAAAAACUUUUCUCAGACCACCAAACCUCCUCCAGUGACCUUUGCACCUGUUAACAGUUCUGUGGAUGCAGGCACAGCCAAGGUUGUCAACCAAGUCCUAGCUGAGGUGGCAAAGACCAGUGGUUACUCCCAGCCCGAAGCAAGCGCAGACAGCUCGAAAAUUCAGGACAGAAAGAUCAGUUUCUCAGAUGAGCCUCCCCCUUUCGUCCAACCUUUCCCGCCGUCCAAACCGGCCUUAGAUAAAACCGCAGGCAGUGGAGCUGUUGGAUUCAAUUCGGGUUCCACCAAGCCCCCUGCAGUGCAAUCACUGCCUGCCAGCAUGUCUGUUACCCCACCUGCUGCCACCACAUCCACUCUGGCAUUCAGUGGGUCUUCCACUGCUCCAGGUCCGACGUUUAGCGGCUCAGUAUUUGGAGCCAAAAAGGAAGACUCUUCGACCUCUGCAGCCAGCGCAACGCAACAGGGCUUUUCUGGCUUGUCUUUUGGCAGUGGGUUUGGAUCAGCCAGGGCGAACACCCCCAGUUCAACCGUGCCGACAGCAACAUCCGCCUUGCCGACUUCGGCCACCACGGCUGCCUCCAAGCCGAUGUUUGGGGGAGCAGGUUUUGUAGCUUCUGCAUCUAGCACCCCUACAAGUUUGACCUUGUCUCUGGCAACUCCUCAGCAGAGCCCAGCUGCGUCCAGCAUCAGGGAAUCAGCAGGAGCAUCGGCAACCAACAUCCCCGGAGUGAAGCCUAGUUUGUUUGACUUCAAGGAUCAGAAGUCUGCAGCAAGCACCAGCACUCCUGGAGGGUUCUUCGUUGCCUCAACCAGUUCUGUGAAAGAAUCAAUUCCAGUGCAAAAGGAGACAACAGCUUUACCCACAACCACAGUCUCCUCGACCGAAGCCACGACUACCAAACCGACAGCCAGUCCCAAUGUCAGCGUCAAGGCUAUCCCCAAGACUGCACCACCAGCUCAGUCUGUCCAGCCCAGCCAGCCAGCCACUGCUACAGUCACCUCCGCACCGACUAGCACCAGCGGAGCCAGCGUCAAGCCGUUUCCCAGGAUGAGUUUGCAACCCGCCACUAGCACGGCCCCGGGAAGGCUAAAACAGCUCCUUGUUGGAGAAGACGAAGCCGGUACAGGUCUAGCUAGCAAACCAGCCCUAGCUGGGUCGGCAGCACCACAGCCCUCGGGUGAGGACGAGGCCGGUACCGGUCAGCCCGCCACUGCCGCUGUGGUUGUCUCGGACACCGAUGACCAUCCCCCCUCUGCAGUGACCCAGCCGGCAACUGCUGCAGUGACAACAGCAGCAACGGGGCUAUUUGGCAAGCCAGCCGUGACUCCUGCGGACGCCGUGACUGGUACCUCAGGUGGGAUGUUUGGAGCAAAGGCAGCAGCUGGGACACCUUUUGCAAGGGCAGGAGCAGUGACUACAGCAACAGCAACAACCUCGGGUACUUCAGCUGGGUUAAGUGCGCCGUCAUUUGGAGCCCCCUCAUCUGCUGGACUUUUUGGGGCCCCCCAGUUUGGAGUAAGUACCCAGCCUUCCGCCUCUGUGUCUGCUCCUGCUACAAGUGCAGCACCUAUGACCUCUGCGGCAGCAGAUAAACCCAAGACGUUGUUUGGACUCCUGAAGGAGGAUCAGCCGGCCCCUUCCGAAUCCAGCUCUGGGACUCUCUUUGGAACAGCGACCUCCAAGGAUGGUGGCUCGGUAAGCAAAAAUCUCUUCGGCCAGCCCACCUCCACGAGUGCCUCCCCGUUUGGCCAAUCUGCCACCACAUCUGGCGGGCUCUUCGGUCAGUCGUCAUCCAGCAACAGCGGGCUCUUUAGCAAGCCGGCAUCCACAACUAGCUCCGGAGCGCUGUUCGGACAGUCAGCCACACCGGCCAGUAGCGGUGGCCUCUUCGGACAGCCGAUAUCCACCGCCAGCCUGUUUGGCCAGCCAUCGGCAACAAGUAGCGGGGGAAUUUUUGGCCAGGCAACUUCAGCGGCCUCUUCCCCCUUCCAGCAGGCCGGGUCUGGAGGACUCUUUGAGACGUCAACCUCCGUUCCAACCUUUGGGCGACAAACAGAAGGAGUAUUUGGAAGACCUUCUAGUUCAGCUCCCGCCUUUGGUCAAGGUCAUUCCCUCUUUGGUCAAACACCAACGACCACUCCUUCCAGUGGCAGUUUGUUUGGGGCUGGCGGUGAUGGUGGAGGAGGCUUUUUCAGCGGUCUCGGUAGUCGGCCCAAUCCUGAGGCAGCCAGAUCCAACCCCUUUGGUUCACCCUCUGUCUCCUCAUCUGGUUUUGGGGGCCCCUCUGCCGGUUCUUCCAGUCUCUUUGGGAAUCAAGGUGCCACAACCUUUGGCAAUGCUUCAAGCACCACAGGCCCUGUUUUUGGAGGAAGCUUCAGUAGUCCAGAAGGGAGCGUGGCCAAGUCUGGCUUUGGAGGGUUUAGCCAGCAACCAAGUGCACCUGCACCUGCUGGUGGUUUUGGAAGUCCUCCAACCUUUGGCAGCUCUCCAGCAUUUGGCAGCACACCAUCGUUCGGUGGUUCGGCAUUUGGAUCGUCAGGGGUGGCUGCAACAAGUCCCUUCGGGCAGCCAUCUGCCUUCGGAGCCAGCGGUUCCCAGACAACCGGGGGUUUCAGUGGCUUUGCCUCGCAAGAGACGCCGACUUUUGGAUCUCUGUCCAGCUCCAAGCCACAGCAGCAGGGUGGUUUUAGUGGGUUUGGAGGUGGAUCAAGUCAGUCUGGAUUUGGUGGUUUUGGCAGUGGUGGACAAGGCAGCAGUGGGUCGAGUGGGUUUGGUGGUACCUCGUCGUUCACUCAGUAUCGCUGAAGUCUCUCCUGGCCUGACCUUUCCCCAAAUCAUCCCGUGAUGCAACAUGACUCACCCAGAACCAAUCACGAUUUCAGAUCAUCGACACUGUACUCAACACUCACUGAGCGACAGAGUCUAAACACCGGUGCCCUUCAAAUCCAGCUGAGUCACCCAAAACAUUCGCUUCCUUUUAUUCUCACGUUUCGAAGUUGGCAAAUUUAUCGGGGCAGGGUAUGCCCUGCAGCUGUAGUUUUUGAUAGAGACAAAAGUACUUGUAAAUCAACACUUCUGAGAUUUUUCUGUGAACCGUCAGAAACUAGUUUUUCAGUCUGAAAGUUUGGUUCCAAUUUAAUGCCGUUUCGGAAAAGCCAUGCAAACAGCAACACUUCGUUUUUAUUUAGCAUAUAAAGAAAAGCAGUGUGUACCUUGCCUGUUAUAAUUGAAGAGUCAAUUAAUUGCUCCUUUUUACCCGGAUUUUUGUUGAGCUGUUAAUUAACAGUCGUCAUGCAUGCUGUUUUAGUCACUAAUUAUGGUCAGAGUUCAGCAAGGGUACUUUAUGUACAGAUGUGUUUGGAUAAACUCAGCUGAACUUUUGCUUGGCGGAGCAUGCUUGAAGAAGUGCAAUUGACCAUGCACAGAAAGUGAGGGAGGUGAUUGGAAUUCAGUAGCUGUCAAUGGCCUCCCUGAUAUUCAAUUCCUCCAUCAGACACUUCUGGUGGAACUGGCGGCCAAGGGGGCCAUUGCCACCCCUUCCCCACUUUUGGAGGGGAUGGGGAGGCUUAAUUCAUCGAUGUAGUGAUGGCUGAGGCCUGAUGGUCUCUUGGUUGGCCCCCCACAUUUUGACAAUCCUUUGCCCGUUCGUUGCCAUCAGGCUCUACAUGUCAGGCCGUCCGGGAACGCUGCGAAGUCAAUUUAACAACUGCGCUGCUUGGCCGCAAAAUAACCUUGAGGGAAGACUAGACGUCUUGCCCACAUUUCUUGUACUAGAACUUCUAAUGUUGAGCCAAGUAAAACAGUGAGAGAACAUGCCCCGUGUCAAAAGUUACUGGAGGCUCAAAACUUGAGCUUAUUUUAGCACAGUAUCAUGCUGAGGAAGGCUCUACACCCUUGCUUUAUCCCCGAGAAAUGCUGGAGUCGGGAAAAAUCGAGGGAUGUUUACUUCUGCCGUGAGAUAUGCUAUGAUUUUCCUGUUGCCGUUGCCAUGGCGAGUGACUUAGUAAUGACUCAGUCAAGAUAAAAACUCUGCCAUCAGCUGCAUGACUUUGAAAGAAAAACUUGUCACACUUGAUCUUGCAAAGAAGGCUCACCUUGGCAACUUGGUACUAAGUCGGUCAGUGGUCAGAACACAAAGGGGCGGGACUGAAUGGAUCGGUACCUAUUAAUAGCUGAUGCCUGAUGGUCUCACAGCCCCCCCCCCUUCCCAUAUUGGAAAUUCUUGUACCAUUGCCACUGGAGUCAACAUCAGGCCUCAAACCGUCUAUGUCACCGUAAUCAUUAUGUUACACUGUAAAUUUUGUAUUUCAUUUGUCAUAUAAUACACAAUGGCAUUUCCAGUAACAAACCUAUAGUUUUUAGCUUUUGAGCAUCGGAAGACGGUACGUUUUACCAAUAUAAGCAAUUUUCUUAAAGUGAUUGGCACAUGUAGCAGACUUUAAAUGUGCCAUAAUUACUCCUACUUCAAUCCAUUGAAAUCAGAUUUCAUUGAUAGGUUUAUUUUGCUUCCUUUUUGUUCAUGUUAAAGACAGUAUAUGCUACUGUUGUUUUCUGUUUGUUUUUCUGUUGUGCAUGAUUUGUAAAGUUGUUAAUCCAGUUAAAAUUGUGUGAUGUCAUUUCUUGGCCAUUCCAUGGUGCUUAAGCCUGUGCAUCUCUGACUAAGUGUGUACUUGGCCUACAAAGUAUUGCUUAGAUGACGACGAAUUUGAUAAUCUGAACAGCGUGCAAAAAGGCUUGUUUACACUGAAGCCCUACAAGGAGACGUUCUGGCAAAGAACCUGUAGUACUUGCAGGUUGUAAGAGUUGGUUUAGCUGCAUUUCAUUUUAUUUUGCACCCCAAAAAAUCUGGGCCUCCUCUGUUUUACUGUGGUCAAUUUAAUUAUUUUUAGCAUCAGGCUUGCUUGAAAACAGCCUGUUGUUUAUUUCUAGCACCUGAAAUCCAUCCAGCAGUAAAUCCCUUGUGGAGAAGAGAUAGCAUCUAAAGCACCAUGGAAACACCCAGGUCUUAGCGAGGGCAGCUCUGACCCCAUUCAGAGAUCGCUGAUGUUGUUACUGCGCUCUAAGCGCAAUAGCUUAUUGCUUUCUUCAGGGUAACGGAGAGGGGCAAGAACCUGAGGUUCGAAUCCCAUUGGGGCCCUGAAUUGAUCUCUUGCAGCUUCCUUCACGAGGACUUCUCCUAAGUGUCUUUAUUUCCCUCCCUCCCCCUUGCAAGCCAGACCUGUUUUCCUUGUCCCCUUCUCCAAACAAAGUCUGUGCCCGGAGGGGAGACAGGCAUUAACGUUGCUGGGAACAUCCCCUGAGAGCAGAUGAAAAACAAAACCGAUCCAGUGCAGCAGCCUGCUUUUGUCAUUCAUUUGAUUGUGUUACUGGCCACAAUUUUUUGUUUCAGGCGAUAUUUGUCAGAGCUGCCUUCAGUUUUAUCUGCCCUGCAUGCGUCAAUACUCGUGCAUGUAACUUUUAAACGAGCAUAGCAAAUUUCUUGACGGAGUGUCAAAAAUCAAUCAUUGUACUCGGAUAUUGAAAUGAAUAUAUAACCCAAGGUAAGGAUUUCUUUUGUUUCAACUGUAAAAAGACUUGCAUAUUACUGUGCUUGCAUUCAGGCAACGUGUCAACUUUUCAUCCCGUAAUGUUAGAACCCCUUUAAUUUUCACCACUAUAGCAGUGCUCUCAAGAUACACUCUCAAGUCAUCCGAAAUAUCACUUGCAAUGUCACUUUAAGACCCAUGUGGACUUCCCUGCAGUGCAUUAGUGACGAUGAUUCAGUCGCUAAACCGGAAGCACAGACUUUUACUUAAGCUUCAAUUCAUCGCUGCAGUGUGACACAGGCAAUCAGGUGGUUUGCUAGCAUGGUAGUAGAGUUUACUUGGGAGACGAAAGCCUUCCAUGGAUUUUCGCUUUUCAUUUUGAUAUGAUAUUUCAUUGCCCCUAAAGUUGACUCAAGCACUGCUAGCGAUGUCACUUCAGCAGUGAGUGGACUAGUGGUUUGAAAGAAUGAAAUAAAAUGGCUCUUCUUGCUGUGAGCAUAUUUUCAUGGAAA